AUGAGCAUUUCUGGCAAACAAAUCAAGCACUCGACUUGCAAAGCCGUGAUUCCAGGUUCAGUGGGCCAAGUAGACGAGUCCUGGGUGCUUACAGAGCCUGGGCUGGAAUCUUCCAACAAUUUUAAGGGGUUAUCUGGUCUGUUUUUGAACGACAAGCAUGACCUUGUCGCCCCCAAGAAAACAGAUAGCCACGACUCCUUGUCCGAGCUAUUGCAAGCUUCACCUCUGCAAACGACACGGGCAAUAUCAGUCGCUUCCACGAAAAGUCACUCGAGAUGGGCCAACAUCAUCAGCACCCUGAUUGCGGCCGAGCUGCUCGUAGGAUCCAUCCUGGGGCUCUGCUUUGUGGCCGGACUCAAGAUCAAGUUCGUCAUGAUAGCCGUCUUUUGCCGCCUUCUUCACCCUGAGCCUGGGCAUCAUCAUCAACGCCAGGCGGCCCGGGGUCUUUGCGGCCACUGCGGUCAAUCAGGAUCUCGCUGGUCAAAGUGGGACCUGGAAAAGGGGCAGGGGCAGUAA
Molecule: messenger RNA, 516 nt
Organism: Pyricularia grisea
Lineage: Eukaryota; Fungi; Ascomycota; Sordariomycetes; Magnaporthales; Pyriculariaceae
Exons: 3
Coding region: 1-516 (171 amino acids)
Source: RefSeq, a predicted model, not a curated record